AUGCCAGGCGAUGACCACAGAACAGGUAAAGACUUCCGGCAGGCUUCAGUACCCGCCAGAACUGUGCAAGACACUGGUCCAGCCAUUGCAGGAGUAUUUGCUUCCGGCGAAAAUGCAGAAGUCUGGGCUGCAGGUCUGAAAUACGACGCAAACAACGUUUAUCUGGCAACAACCUAUUCAGAAACCCAGAAUAUGACUAAAUUCGCAGAUUACUUUGUGGCUAAUAAAGCACAAAACUUUGAAGCAGUUACACAGUAUCAGUUUGAUUUCGGUCUGCGUCCGUCCAUCGCUUAUCUGCAGUCUAAAGGUAAGGAUCCUGGUAUGUGGGGUAACCAGGAUUUGGUGAAAUAUGUUGAUGUUGGUGCAACUUAUUAUUUCAACAAAAAUAUGUCUACCUUCGUUGAUUACAAAAUCAACCUGCUUGACAAAAAUGACUUUACUAAAGCUCUUGGUGUAAACACUGACGAUAUCGUUGCUGUAGACAGGCCAUACAUCCACAAAUGA
This is a messenger RNA of Cooperia oncophora, 504 nucleotides long. NCBI's taxonomy places the organism in Eukaryota, Metazoa, Nematoda, Chromadorea, Rhabditida, Trichostrongylidae. The record is from the annotation of a GenBank genome assembly.